Durusdinium trenchii is the source of this 1209-nucleotide messenger RNA. Lineage: Eukaryota; Dinophyceae; Suessiales; Symbiodiniaceae. The record is from the annotation of a GenBank genome assembly.
AUGGAUGCCACUGCCGAAAGUCAGGCAAUCUUCCGGCACUUGUGCUGGUAUCUAUCUGAGCAACCGCCUCCUCAGGGCAGACUGGAGGUGGAGUUUGGUGCCUGUCAAAGCCCUCAAUCACUGUUUGGAGCUGAUGCCAAUCUUGGGCACAGAGGCACCAGUGCCCCUGGCCCACCAGCGACUCCAACAGCUCCUCCAGCUCCAGCUGUCCCGACAGCUCGCCCAGAAGCUAAUCGAUCGUCCCCCAAUGGUUUAGUGGAUGGUUGUGAUCCAGUCGUCUCUCCAGUGACUCAGCCAGCACCUGCUACUGCUUCUGCUACUGAUACCACCACCGCUCCAAAUCCAAAAGCUUCAGGGGUAGACAUCAACACACUUAUUGAGUACUUGGAUGAGGAAGUCAACGAUAAAUGCCUGAAAGCAAGGGUGCAGGCAGUGCAGGCGGUGCAGGGUCAGAAGUUGGGCCCGGAUGCCAAAGCUACAGGGCUGUUCAGACCCGACUCAGAAGGGCAAGAGGCAGUGGAUGCAUAUGUUUCCGAGAUUGUUGCAGCCUUGCGGGACUUCCCCUAUCUUCGAUUGCCUGAGGGAAGAGAAGCUGGUUCUUGGAUCCGGGAUGAAAUUGUCGCACCAGUAUUUCAGGAGCGCUGGGACUUCUACAACAACAAGAAGUUGCAAGGUUUCAAUUUGGACCAGCUUUAUAUGCUGCUGUCAGGGAAGAAUAUGCUUUUGGACAGGCUGCGGCAUGUAGUGGAUGGCAAGGAUCGUUGCAGAGCCAUGACCUUGGGAAGCCGUGAAGCUGUAGUGGUAGGUGAUGAAGUGGAGUUAGAGUCCAUCGAUGUGGGCGAUGGACCGGGGUUGCGACAGGGCUUCCUGAAGUUCAACUUUGAGUCUGCCCCUCCUUCGAAAGAAGAUCGAGAGGCACUCUUCGGGAUACUGGCAGAUGGUUUUCAUGUGCUAGUUGCAGGCCUCUACCUGUCUGCCUCGUAUGGAGGAAAGGAGUUCUGCCGGGUUGGCUACUAUGUGCGAUACGAGUAUGACGAUCCUGAGCUCCAGGAGAACCCCCCAGAGAUGGUUGAUUGGAAUCGUGUCCAUCGAGUGCUGAGCGCACCUCGCGUGACCAAAUUUGUGAUUCCUUGGGACGCCAUGGAGGAGUUGGAGAAUGCUGAUGCAAAACAAUACAUAGAUCCUUUUGUGAGGACUUGUUGGACUUGA